Molecule: messenger RNA, 13092 nt
Organism: Lymnaea stagnalis (great pond snail)
Lineage: Eukaryota; Metazoa; Mollusca; Gastropoda; Lymnaeidae
Source: the annotation of a GenBank genome assembly
UUUCGGCAUAUGGCGAACAUGUUCCAGUUCCAACCGGUUUACAAGAUUGGGUGUUUUCUUCAGAAUUCGGACAGCUUUGUAAGAAGGCUGACGUACAGGUGAGAAUUGAGUGAAAUUGUGAUAAUAACAUAGGAAGUGACUUAUAAUCUUGUUUCAGAUAUUUGUUGAGUAAAUAAUAAGUAUAUUAAAUGGGCGCCGCCAUAUUUGGACGAUGUAAACAACGGAAGUAUUGGUAACUUUAAACUAAGCAACAGCCAUGUGUCAUGUGACCCCCACCCUCCCGCGACUAUUUGACACGAGGGUGUUCUUAUAAGUAAAAGUGAAAGGAGAAAAAGAGACAUUAAAUGAAAACCCCAAAAAAAAAAAAAGCAAAAUAUGUGAAGUAAGAAGAAUACAUAAGAAGUCGGAAAAAAAAUGUAUAACUAGCAAAAUCAUGAUUAAAAGCAACAACACAUUGGCCUAACCUAUUUGACACGAGGGUGUUCUUAAAAGUAAAAGUGAAAGAAGAAAAAGAGAAAUAAAAUGAAAACCCCAAAAAAAAAAAAAGCAAAAUAUGUGAAGUAAGAUGAAUACAUAAGAUGUCGGAAAAAACAUGUAUAACUCGCAGAAUCAUGAUUAAAAGCAACAACACAUUGGCCUAACCGUAACCCAUGCCAUAAUCUAAGUCUAAUGAUAUUCAAUCCACGCUGAUGAUAAAAUAAAAAUAGGUCUGUUUACCGUACGCUAACUCAACUAGUAGAGGCCUGGGCCUGUUAAUUUAUUAUUAUUAUAAUGCCUUGCAAUACUCUUUAGGCUUAGCCCAAUCUAAUAAGUCACAAUUUAAUAAGGGGCAAAAUAUAGUCCGUUAAACUAACUUAACUUUAAGAUUUUGAUAUGUAGUAAAUUAUUAGUUUAUAGUUAUAGUAAAUAUUAGUAGUCUUACCAAUUUACUAAUUAGUAAAUAAAAUAAGCCUUAAAUUAAAACGCCUUAAAUAAUAAGGGAAAGUUUACACAAUGACAAGCCCUAUGUUUUUACAACCAUGACCAUACUAUCAUUAUGGGGAUUGUGUUUAGUAGUAAAGUCUAUUUACUUACUGGACUUUUAACUUAUGAGCUGAAAUUUUUCGAAGCAUUUAUUAAUGUAAAAAUAUAAUAUUAAUUAAUAUAGGCAGUGUCUAAACGUCCGGCGCGCCAGACGUAUAUCUCCCGCACUAUUUGUCCGGAGUUAUUCGUCUAGCGACCAAGUCACAUGACUGCCGUGCCGUAACAAAGUGGCAAGAGAUAUUUUGUCCAUCAGCCUUGUCAAGUGACCGCGAAUGAUUCAAAUCUAUUGUUAAUUUUAAAAUCUAUUUCUCUACCAAGUAAUGUACUGAGUCUGAGUAUCUUGCAUGCAAAUAAUAGAGAAAAACUGAAAUGAAAGUGGCUUGUAAACAUUUUUGUUUAAUUUGUUGAGUCUUGAGUAAUCCAUAAAAUUUAUUAGGGGCCAGUAUUCAGUAUGGAGUAGGCAACCAAUAAAAGUAAAAGAUUUCAGUUUAAAUUGCUACAAAAUAUUUUAAAACUUCUCAUAAAACUACUGUUGCUGAUGAACAUGAUAAUAUAAAUAGAAAAUAAAAUAUUUUUAAUUAAAUGGAGAAAAAAACACAAUCCCAUACUGGGCAUUGACCCACAAACAUAAUAUCGUCAAGUGACCACUCUACCACGAGACCACACAAGAUCUUCUAUAAAGCCACUUUGUUCGGAAUAAUAAUGAAUACUAGUCAUCCGGCGGUCAUGUGACAUGCCCGCCGGACGUUUAUCACGCACACUAUUUGUCAGGCGCGCCGGACGUGUAGGCACUUCGAUUAAUAUAUGCACAGGUUUUUCCAAAUCAAUGCAUUCGUAGGUCACAGGUUUAUUACCUUAUUAUAUUAAACUUAUUUUAGCAGGCAAGUGUUUCCCAAUGUGCUGCUUAUUCCCUUAAGCCUUAAGGGAUCAAUUGAAUGUGGAGUUAUUUACUAUUUGAGUUUGUUGGGAGUUUUUGUUGUUGAAAAAGAGGGCUGGUGGCAUCAUACCAAGUGCUCAUGUUGGGAAACACUGCUGUCUGCAGGUCUAUUAUAUUAUUAACUAAUUAUAGCAAAAAAUAUUAUGUAUGAAGAGAAUCAGAAAAAUAAAAAUUCCUGUUUUGCAUGUUCUUCAUAGAUUCUUCUUAUGUUUCACAAAUGAGAAUGAAAAUGGCGACUUUAACAGAACAAGCUGAAAAGUUACUUGAUUUUACACAGAAAUUAGACAUUCAGUUACUAGAUAACAUUGUUUCAUGCAUGUACACAGCAGAUGGCCAACAGGUGAGUCUUUAUUUCAAAGAUAUAUUAAUAUUAAACUUAGCCUUAAGUUUUCCGUAACUAUUCACAAAACUAUAUUGUCUGGAUGAUACCUAUUACUAUUACUAUUAACUUGUUUUAAAAUGUUUUCCUAUACUAAAAAACAAACUGAUGCAUGGCAAUUAAAUUAUUUUCUUGAAAUAUCCUUUUAGCAACGGAUGGCCCAAGAGGUCUUGACAACACUUAAAGAACAUCCAGAUGCGUGGACAAGAGUGGAUACAAUUUUAGAAUUUUCAAACAACCAACAAACUAAAUAUUAUGCUUUACAAAUACUUGAAAAUGUCAUCAAGACAAGAUGGAAGGUUUUACCUCGUGCCCAGUGUGAAGGUAUAAAGCUAAAUUGUAAAAAAGUAUUUGGCAGAUUUGUUUUUCUUUUUAAAGUUAUUAUUUUAAUAAAUGUUCAUUAAUGUGUCAAUAUUAUCUGCUAGUGUUAAUAUUGUUGGAUAUAUUUCAGGUAUAAAGAAGUACAUUGUGGGAUUAAUAAUCAAAACUUCAUCUGAUGCACUCCUUUUGGAAAGAGAGAAAGUAUAUGUUGGAAAGUUGAACAUGAUUCUGGUCCAGGUAGCUAUAUGCUUUUUAAUUUAUCAAAAAUAGAGUUACCAUUCACUAUUGACAGUGUUAGUUUUUAAAGUGCUUUAUAUACUCAUUUUUAACUAUACUUUGCAUACACAUUAAUUAUGAGCCCCGUUUUUUAAUGUAAAGCAUUGAGUUUUACAUGAUGGGGUGCCAAAAUUUGAUGUAUCAAUAAUCUACCUUGAAUUUUUAAUCCAAUUCACAAGAUGUCAAAAUUUGUCCCAUUAAGGCACUUAUAAUAUUUAGUUACCAAUUAUUGUGGGUCUUCUGAUCACAGAUGCAUACUGCAUAUUUAAAACUAAUUUUCAAUACUACUCAGAUCCUAAAAUAUGAAUGGCCACGGAACUGGCCCACGUUCAUCAGUGACAUCAUUGGAGCUAGUAAAACUAACGAGUCUCUUUGUCAAAAUAAUAUGGCUAUACUCAAAUUGCUUAGGUAUGUUUAUAUUUUAAAUUAAAAGGUUUUUAAAAUUGUUGAUUUUUAUAUUUAUGAUUUAGUCCUCACUUACAUUACAGUUAUUUACAUAUGCAGUUUAUUUGCCCUUUAACAAAAAAUGCCUUAGAAUUUUUACUUACUACCCAUAAUGUGAUUGGAUGUGUAGAGUAAAUGAAAAAAAAUGUGGAGCUGUUUAAAAAAGUUAUUUUAUUGUCUUGUUGCUCUAAUAUUAAUUAUCUUUAGUAAAAUUUAUGUUGAAUAGUUGCGAAGCAUUAAAAAAAUUAAAUAAAAUCAGUGAUAUGGCUAUGAGACUGGAAAAAAAAUAUUUGUAUUUGGCUACUUUCUUCUCUUUUUUUUAUUUUUUAUUUUGGUUUACUUGAAUCUGGAAACUUUUUCAAAAAUUUCCAGUGAGGAAGUUUUUGACUUCUCAAGUGGCCAGAUGACACAAGCAAAGGCUAAGCACUUGAAGGAUACUAUGUGUAGUGAAUUUUCUCAAAUAUUUCAACUUUGUCAAUUUGUUAUGGUAAGCUUGAAAUGAUCAGUACAAUUGUUUUUUGUAAGUUAAAUAAGAGUUUAACAUUUUUUUUUUAAAAAGAAGACGGCACAAAAAAUUUAACUAUAUUUAUGUUGGAGCCACACUGCCACUAUUUAAUUAAAGAAAGAUUGGUUUUUAUGAUGGUUCUCUAUAUUUGUUUUGCGAGUAAAGAAAUUAUUUUUUUUAUUACGAGUGUGAAUGAAAAUUCAUUUGGUAUGUAAAAGUACUGACAGGUCAAUAUUUGAUGCCUUAAUAUUAAUUAAAACUGUUGUAUUUCUUUAUUCUUUUUCAGGAUAACAGCCAAAAUGCACCACUGGUUGGUGCAACACUUGAAACACUUUUAAGAUUUCUCAAUUGGAUACCUUUAGGCUACAUAUUUGAAACCAAACUGAUUACCACGCUAAUUUACAAGGUAAGUUAUUUUUUUAUAUAUAAUUUGAUGUCAUAUACUAUUUCUUUAAUUCAAGGGUUUGAGGUGUAUGCUCUGUUUAUUUUUUAAAAACAGAAAACUAAUUUUUUUAGUUUAAUCUUCUCUCUUUUUGAAAAAAUCUGGAAAUGUGUUAGUCAUUUUUAUCUGUUGUCUUCUGCAUUUCAGUUUCUCAAUGUUCCCAUGUUCAGAAAUAUAACAAUGAAAUGUUUAACAGAAAUAGGUGAGUUUCCUUCUUAGUGGUGAGACUUACUUUCAUAAAUAUCUGCAGAAUUUCUCCUUGAGUAAAUAGUUUAAUAAAAUCUUUUAAAUAAAUGAUGCAUUUAAUAUAAAUCAGCACGUGAAUAGUUUUAAAGAUAGUGGCAGGAGUGUUUUAACACAUUAAACUUUUUUUUUAAAUUGUAGCUGGUGUGCAAGCUUCACAGAGCUAUGAUGAACAGUUUCUGCAGCUUUUCACACUUGGAAUGAAUCAGUUAAAGCAGGUAAAUUUUCAAUUAAAAGCACUUAUUUCACCUAAGAUAUGUUAUUUAUUACCACUUUUAUAAUAUCUGUAUUUUACAUCAGCAUUUGUCAUAAAUUUUUGUCUUCUACCUUUGAAUAAUUUCUUUUAUCUCUUAUUUUAAAGAUGCUUCCGUUGGAGACAAAUAUAAAGGAAGCUUAUCAAGGUGGCACAGAUGAUGAACAGAACUUUAUUCAAAACCUCAGUUUAUUCUUGUGCACAUUCCUUAAAGAACAUGCUCAGCUCAUUGAAAAGAAACAAGAGUUAAAUAUAUUGCUAAUGGAGGUAUGUUUUCUUAGAAUUAUUUAACAUUCAUUUGUUUAUUUUAUCUGGUUGCUAUAUUUAAUUUCCAUUGUAACUUGUAGUAAGGUUCCAUUGUAACUUGUAGUAAAAGUAGGUAACAAUUUUAUAUUUCUAUCCUUCACAGGCCUUACACUACCUGAUCCUCAUUUCUCAUGUCGAAGAAGUUGAAAUUUUUAAAAUCUGCUUGGAAUACUGGAGUUCUCUUGCAUCUGAACUUUACAGAGAAAACCCAUUUUCGGAUUCAUCUUCAACACCACUCAUAUUUUCUCAGAUGCGUUCCCAAACCCAGGAAAUGCCAGUUCGCAGACAGCUUUAUAAUCCAGUUCUUUCAAAGGUGGCUCAUAAAAAAUGUUUUAACAUUUCAGUAUUCAGUGUAACUUCUCAUUCUAUAAUGUUUACUGGUAAAACAUUUAUGAUCAUAAGAAACAUGUACAUUUAGCUAAGAUUUCCUGUUGUUAUUAUUUAUAUUUAAUGUUUAAGAAUUAUUUUUUUUUAAUGUGUUAUGGUGGCGCUGUAAUCUCACCUUUGCAUAUAUCCAUUAUACAAUUUUAAUUCAAAAACAUUUGAGGGUUAUAAAAUCAGUUUUUUGAAUGGAGAAGUUUUUUGUACUGUUGCUUCCAGCACCUCAUGUUAUGAUUUGAGCUUAUUUUAAUUAUUAUUUAAAAAGAACUGAAAUACUUUCAGGUUCGUUUGGUUAUGAUAUCUCGAAUGGCUAAACCAGAAGAGGUACUUGUGGUUGAAAAUGAUCAAGGAGAGGUAGUAAGAGAAUUUAUGAAAGACACAGACUCUAUCAACUUGUAUAAAAAUAUGCGAGAAACCUUGGGUAAAUGUUUAUUAUAUAUUUUAUUAGUCUAAUGCAAUUCACAGCAAUGUAUAUUUUGCCAUUACUUUUAAGUUAUACACCAACAACCUAUUACCAUAUUUGCAGUGAAAAAGACACAAUAUUUAUGUGGAUGAACAGAGUAACUUUUAAUUUGAAACUAAUGUGAUAAAGUUAUCAUAUUUUAAAGAAUGUUAAUUUCACUUCAAUUGAAAUGUUUUUUCUGUUUUCAGUGUACCUUACUCAUUUGGAUUACACGGAUACUGAAAACAUAAUGACGGAGAAAUUACACAACCAAGUCAAUGGAACUGAGUGGUCAUGGAAAAAUUUAAAUACUGUAUGUUUAUCUUCACUCUAUAAGUUUUCUAGAAUAACAUUUGCUUUCAUUAGAAAAUGUUCUCAUUUUUAGAAAUAGUAUUUAAUUUCUAUGCCUAAAUAUAUCCAUUUUUUCGUUUGAAAUAUAAUUGGUAACAUUUGUUUAACAGAUCUGCUGGGCCAUUGGAUCAAUUAGUGGUGCUAUGCACGAAGAUGAUGAAAAGAGAUUUUUAGUAACAGUUAUUAAGGUGAAUAUUUUGAUCACUGAAAUUUUAACACUUAUACCACCAUAUUGUUUAUUUAUUUAUAUUUUUUGUGUGUGCUGAAAAUCAUACAAUGAUGCAUAUUGAUUUUUAAUUUUGUCAAAUAUAUUUUUUUUCUUUAUUCUUUCUAGGAUUUGUUGGGUUUAUGUGAACAGAAAAGGGGUAAAGAUAAUAAAGCCAUCAUUGCAUCUAACAUAAUGUAUGUUGUUGGACAGUAUCCUCGUUUUCUAAGGGCACAUUGGAGAUUUUUAAAGACGGUGGUCAACAAACUUUUUGAAUUUAUGCAUGGUAAAUAUUCCCAGUUUGCUAUAUUCCAAUUUUUGUUGUUGUAAUGCUAUAUUAUGUCUCGGACAGAAACUAAGAAAGCGUAACUGUGCGUUACCUCGUUAUUCUAUUUAUUUAAAAAUAAUUAAUUGGGAAGAAUUUUAAUAGUUUACUCUUGAAUCAUGGAAACCAUUAAAUCUAUAAUUUUUGUAAAUACCAUAAAGUAAAGUUUAACUGGUUAUUUUAAUUUUUUGCAGUUUUAAGAAAUAAUCCUAAAAAUUCAAGAUGUAUUUUUAUGUAAAUAAGGUCUAGAUUGCUGCCAUAUUCUUAGUGUUACUUAAUUUUAUAAUGAUUUGAUAAGGGGAAAUAAUUUAUUAUAUAAUUAUGCAAGCAAAAAGGCUAUGUUUAUCAGUCUUAACAAAAUUUUAAUUCAUUAUCGGUUUUUGAUAGUUUUAAUUGGGUUUGUUGUACAUGUACCAUUCAAAAAGUAACCCAACUAAUUUUUUUAUCUACAGAGACUCAUGAUGGUGUUCAAGACAUGGCAUGUGAUACUUUUAUAAAAAUAGCCCAAAAAUGUCGGCGUCAUUUUGUACAGGUGCAAGUAGGGGAAGUUAUGCCAUUUAUUGAGGAAAUUCUUAAUGGAAUUAACACAAUUAUCUGUGAUUUACAGCCACAGCAGGUUUGUUACUUUAUUUUACUUCAUAGUUUAUUUUAAAUGUUCAGAUUUUGUAGUCAGUUUCUUUUUUUCAUUAAUGCAAUGCUCAUUUAUUACUUAGCUAAAUUCAUAAAUUGUUUCAGGUGCAUACGUUUUAUGAAGCUGUUGGUCUGAUGAUAGGUGCUCAAGUUGAUCAGGUGGCUCAGGAACAUCUAAUUGAACGCUACAUGUUACUGCCAAAUCAGGUAUUCCAUUUUAAAAAAUUGUUUCUUUUUUAAAAAAACUAUUUCAAAAGUUAAAUUUGUAGCUAAGUUUUCGAUAUACUUCCAAAAUAAGUGUUGCAAUAACCUUUAUAUAGUUUGGUGGGUUUUUUUUUGGAGGGGGGGGGUGUGUUUGCUGUCGUAAAAUCAGACCUAUUCGUCUAUUUCUAGUUGACCACUUGCAUGAAACACUUUCAUUUUGUAUUAAAAUUCUGUUUUGCUGAAUACUAUGCUUUAUCGUCUUUAAAUUAAACUUUGUUUUGAAUAUUUUGUAUCAGGUGUGGGAUGGCAUCAUCAACCAGGCGACACACAAUGUUCAGGUGCUUAAAGAUCCAGAAGCUGUUAAACAGCUGGCAAACAUCUUAAAGACUAAUGUAAGAGCUUGCAAAGCUUUGGGGCAUCCCUAUGUAGUUCAGCUUGGCCGUAUCUAUCUGGAUAUGUUAAAUGUAUACAAGGUUAGUUGACUGUUUUAUAUGUGGGUGUUAAAUAGAGUAAUGUCCUAUAUAUAUAUAUAUAGUAUUAACAAUUUAAAUUUCAGUAAUUUUUUUGUAUUGGCUAAAUUUAAAACACCUCCAUUUUUUUUUACUAGGUUAUGAGUGAAAAUAUUAGUAGUGCCAUUGCCACAAACGGAGAGAGUGUAACCAAACAGCCACUGAUUAGAUCUAUGAGAACCGUUAAAAAAGAGACACUCAAGUUGAUCUCUGGAUGGGUCAAUCGAUCCAAUGAUCCUCAAAUGGUAAGUAACAGCUAAUAGUUGUCUAUGAGAGGUUCUGAGUUAUUAUUUAGAGUUGUUGAUUGAUUCAUAUAGCUUAAAUGUAACAUUACAUUAACUUAUUGAUGACAUUAAUGACCUUAAGUAAUUCAAUAAUUCAGUGGGGGUUUUUUAUUCUCUCUUUAGGUAGCUGAUAACUUUAUAUUGCCCCUAUUGGAGGCUGUGUUGCUGGAUUAUCAAAGGAACGUUCCAGCUGCCAGAGAGCCAGAAGUUCUUAGCACAAUGGCUACCAUUGUCAAUAGUCUAAAGGUACAGCAUUAACUUUUCUGUUCAACAAGCAUUUAACUUAAAUUAUAAUUUUUUUCUUAUUUUUUUUUUAGAGAGAAAGCUAAAUCUGGUGCUAUAAUACUAUGAUGAAUUUUUUUUUUUUCCCCAUUUCUUUUCAGUCUCACAUAACCAAGGAUAUCCCACAAAUUUUUGAUGCUGUUUUUGAAUGCACUCUGACUAUGAUCAACAAGGUAAAGAUAUAGAUUUUUACCUUAAGUAGAUAAGUAUUUGUUAUUAAUUGUGUCUUUACUUUUAAUAAUUUCAUAAUAAAAUGUUAACCUUCCAAAUUUUUACUUAGAAUUGUUUUCUUUUCGUUAGGAUUUUGAAGAGUUCCCUGAACACAGAACAAAUUUUUUCUUGUUAUUGCAAGCUGUCACACAACAUAGUUUCCAAGGUCAGUUUUUCUAUUUAAAACAACAUAUUUUUAUAUGUUAAUUAGCCCAUGCGUUAUUUAUUAUUCCUUCAUGAACAAAAUAUUUUUAAAAAUUGUUUCAAGUUUUUAAAUUAAAUAGUGCAUUAAAGAAUUUAAAACGGGUGGGCAAUCCAAAAGGCUUUGUGGGCUGCAUGUCAUUAUAUCCAAAGUUAUUUUUAUUUGUUUUUCAAACUCCCACUACGUGCUGUUUGUCUUUUUUAAGUGCAUAAUAAAAUGCUAAAUGAACAGAAUAAAAUUAAACUUGUGUAGUAUUAUUUUUCUUUUGUAUUUUUGAAUUGACUUUUCAGGUGAAUGGAGAGGGAGUAACUUUUUUUGUGUUAAAUAAAAAUAUAAUUUAAAUUGCACUUUCUUUUUGGUCAAACAAAUGAGGUUUUUAAAGAACCAUUUUACUUUGCUAUAUCCAGAUAUUGAUAUUGUUCUGAAAUCAUGGCCAUUUAUACUUAAUCUUUAAUUCUAUUUUCUUUAACAGCUUUGCUGAACAUACCUCCAGCUCAGUUCAAACUGGUUCUGGACUCUAUCAUUUGGGCUUUCAAGCACACAAUGCGCAAUGUUGCGGACACUGGCUUGGAUAUUCUUUAUGUUUUGCUUCAGAACAUUUCACGAGAAGAAGGAACAGCACAGAGCUUUUAUCAGACAUACUUCACAGACAUUCUUCAACAUUUGUUUUCAGUUAUAACUGACAGUUCUCAUACUGCUGGUAUGCUCAUUAUUAGUGGAAGUUUAAUGAUCAAUCAAUUGAUUUUUGCAUUAUUUAUAAUUCGAUUUGAUAACAAUACUUCAAACAUGGGUACUUAGGAGGAAAUACAAUUUUUAUUUCAAGACUUAAUGAUUUUAAUUAUAUAAGAAUUUAGUUGCAAUUUAGUUGUAAUUUUAUUGGAUUUUGGAUCUUAAAUAAAAAUAAAAGAUUAUUCUUUGACAGGUCUCACAAUGCAAGCUACUAUUUUGGCGUAUAUGUUCAACCUGUUAGAGCAUGGGAAAAUCACAGUGCAGCUAAAUCCUAAUAUGCCAGCUGCACAAAACAUUGUUUAUGUGCAGGAAUUUCUACUUUCUCUUCUCAAGACUGCAUUUCCUCAUCUUAAUGAGUAUGUAUCAGUUAAGAUUAUUCUCAAAUACUUUAUCGUAUUUCUUAAUUUUGGAUGUAAGGAAUCUGUUUAGGGGAAUAAGAUCCAACACUUUCUUUCCUUCUCUAUGAGCAAGGUCAGUUUUAGGGCUUAUGAGCGCAAAAGUAACAUACUGGGACAAUUCUUAACAGAAAUUGGUAUUAACUAAAAGUUGAAGUUCAUGUCUGAUAUAUUGAACAGUCUCACCUUGUACUAUUCGAAUUGUUAUGUUGUUUUUAAGAGAAGGAAAGAACGUAAUAAAGUUAUAGUUGAUUAUAUUAAAUAUUGGAAACAGUUAAGCUUCAAAUUUAAGAGCAAUGGCACUUUCUUUUACCAGGCAGCAGAUCAAGAUUUUUAUAGAGGGUCUUUUCAGCUUUGAUCAGGAAUGUAAUGCCCUGAAAGAACACUUAAGGGACUUUUUGGUCCAAAUAAGAGUAAGUAUUUUAACAUGAGUGGCAUGAAAGGUUAAAGUCCUUUCUUUAAAUAUAUUUUUCAACAAAAAUAUGUCAUGACAUUUAUUCAAAUAUAUUUUAUGUAUUUUUUUGUUUACAUUUCUAAUGCUUUGCUUGACUUUAAUAUUUUUUCCAUCUCUUUCACUUUAAAAAAGAAAAUUAAUCAUUUUUCUCCUUUAGGAAUUUGCUGGAGAGGAUAUGGAUGAUCUAUUCUUGGAGGAAAGGGAAAAUGCUAUCAGGAAUGCUCAGGAUGAGAAACGCAAACAGCAAUUGGCAGUGCCUGGUAUUGUUGGCCCCCACGAAGUACCAGAGGAGAUGCAGGAUUAAAAAUGACUUUUUUGGAGAGAUAGCAUUUAUAGGCACAUUGGGUGUGUGACCACUCUUUGCCAUCUAACAGGAUAUAUAUGUGCAUGUGUCAACCACAGAUACAUUUUCUUUUUGACAAUGGUGUUCAGCCUUUUAGGUUUUAAUCCGUACAGUAGAUGUACUAAUUAUAUAAAUGUACACAUUUCAAUAGUUUAAUCAGCAGUUUCUUGAAACUCUCGUAAACCAGGAAUAUUUUUUCGUGUCAUUGGCUGUCUCUCCUUAGCUUAGGCUGUAAGUACCCAUAGUUUAAUAAUGAUUGUGUUAGUUUUUUUGGGUUUUUUUUUUUUACUUUUAUGUUGGUUUAUUUUAUCAGUGUUAGACAUCCACCCCAUAACCUAUUUUUCAUUCACAAUUAACUAAUGAAACUCAGUUUGACAUAUACUAAUUCAGUGAAAUAUUUUAUUUCAUUAUUUCUGGUUUCUUUAUUUUGCUCUCCUUGACCAUCUACUAAAACAUCCUGAAACUUGGUACUACAGCUUGCAUAUGUCUACAGCAUUUUCAUAGUCUAGCAGCAAUACAUUAAUUUUUUUGAUCUGAUACACUUUUAUAUCGUUUUCCCCCAUUAUUAGAAAGUCCAUUCUGCCUAUAUGUAUAUAUUGUAAAUAUGUUUCAAUGUCCAAAGCUUGCUUAUUUAUGAAAUUGUUUCUGUCUUGUUAGAGACCUUUGAAUUAUAAUUGUCAUAGUUUAGCUCAUGUGGUUGUCAUCCCUAUUGUGUUUGGUAACAAGAGGACAUUUUAGAGCUCCUUUACCACCCUGAGUAAUGCAUUGAAUGAAGACAGCUGCAUAUGCUCUUGUCAUUAAAUCUGAUCUGGGCAUACCUAUGUGUCUGUGAUCUCUGAUCAAGCCAGUAAUCUAGUCGUGACUAACCUUUGUUGAUGAUAACUUAUGUCUUCAUUACUUUGUAAUGCAUUUGUUUUGUAAGCUAAGAAUCAUUUUCAGAAUCAUAUUACCCAAAAUGUUAAUGAUUUAUGAUAGGAAUUUCCAUGUGAAUUCUUUAGUCACUAUGACAAUCAGAGAUACCAUAACAUUUGUGGCACAUUUGUUACUACUCAGCUUCUUAUGGUAUUAUUUUCAAUCAUUUGUCUAAUACUGUACAAAUAAUUAUUUUGGUGCUGAUUGGAUCUUGGCAUUUUGUAGUAAAUGUUAAUGAAUAUGUGAAUGUACAUAACUAAGUAUGACAAAUAAUUUUCCCAGUGUGAAAUAUAACUUCUGAAUGAUUUUUGUAUGGCAUUGUUUUAUAGUUUAGUUGCUAGAAAAUAUAUUAAGUGCUGUAGAAUGGGCUGUCAAAGAAAAGCUCCGUAAUUUUAUUUUCCUUUCAAUUGCAUUGCAAAGAAGUCCAGACUUUGGUCCAGCUAUUUGUAUAUGACAAAUGUUUUUUUUAAAUAUUUCAUGAUAUCCGCUAUUUUGGUACGGUAUAUGGGGUUAGAGCAAAUCAGCAUUAUUAAAGAAAAAAUUAUUUCUUUUUCAGAUGUUCAUUUAAGAAGUGCAAAGUUGAUAUUUUCUAUGGCUCUUUUUUUCCUUUUCUCUAGGGUAAUAUUAAAUUAGAUUAUUUUGAUACCUACACAGAAGGUUAAUAGAUUUGUAACUUUUUAAAAAAAUUAGCUUAAUGUGAUUCUAAUUGGGACUGGCAGUGUUAAAUGCUUGUGUUGUUGAUCAUGUUCAAGUAUUAUAGUUUCACAUCACUUUAUGUGAUCAAACUGUCCGAUCUAUUAUUGUUAUACAUAUUUAUUUAUCAGGUCUCAAAUCUAGUUUCAUAUGAAGGCAAACAGCCUUAUGUACAGUUUAAUGCUUUGAUUUUCAACAUUUUUUCAAAUUUCAGUCCAUAAGUACUAUGUACUUGCAUACAAAUUUUUCAUAACUCACCUAGCAAUACCUUGCAGCAUGUAGGAAGCAAUUUUCAACCUGUACAGUGAUCUGUUCUUCAUUACCAUGUAUUGUUUGCUAUCCAAUAACACUUGUUGCCAUCUGUGUGGAAUUAGAUUUUUUUUAAAGAUGAGAAUAAACGUUUUUAACAUGA